Messenger RNA from Dibothriocephalus latus, 456 nucleotides. NCBI's taxonomy places the organism in Eukaryota, Metazoa, Platyhelminthes, Cestoda, Diphyllobothriidea, Diphyllobothriidae. The record is from the annotation of a GenBank genome assembly.
AGACCCACGCCCGCGGGCUGGCCUCGGGGCUACAGUGUGAAGCAGCGGGGCCCCGGACACCAGAUGAUUGAGGAGUGGAUGCUAGCAGCCAAUCAGGCAGUCGCACGACGCCUCUUCUCCGCUGUCCUCGAUAAGCAUCGCUCAAUGAAGGCCACCGCUGACUCCGGCGACGAGACCGCGACAGAGUCCGAUAGUGAUGCGGUUGAAUCAGAUGAAGGAGAAGUAGUAGAGGACUCAGAGACUGCUGUUUCACCCGUCCGACCUCGAAGAAACUCAAACCGAAAUGGUAAUAAUAAAUUUCGUUCGCAGUCUCUGGGCACACUGCUUCGACGUCAUCCUCCUCCAAAACCCAAAAAGAUGGAAGAACUGAUCAAACUGACUGCUGCUGCAUCGAUUAAUAUGGACACCUCAUCGGCUGCUGCCAUACGAGUAAGAGUUCCCUUUCUGUCCAUUUAA